CAUUCCACAGUUUUUUAUUAUUUUUACAGACGUCAGACAAUCUGACUGUUUUUUAAACCAGUAGCUCAUAGUUUGUGUUGUGAUUAAAGAAUGUGGUUUUGAAAAUUUAAAAACUGUUAAAAAUGGGAAACCAACAUGGUCAUGGAUCAAAGUCUGGAACAGCUACUCCUAAUUCUAUUGCCAGUUCCCACAAUGGCUCAAGGAAAAGCAUUACGAGGACCAGUUCAGGUGCAGACAUUCAAGAAAAACCUACUCAAAUGUUACCUGUAGAAAAAUUGGCUAAGAUUUUAACUGAAAAAUCGCAAAAACUGGAAAGUGUCAAUGGUAUUACUAAAGAUGUUUUCAGUAGAUUUUUAUUUCCAAGGUAUCCAGUACUGGGAGAAAAAUUGUUCAAUCAUUUUCUUAAACACAGCAAGUCGAAGAACAAACACAUUGGAUUGAAUGCCUUUAAACAUCAAUGUGAAAUAUACUUAGGUAUAUUGGAUGAUGAUGUAAUCAGAGAUACUCUUGUAAAAAUGUGGGCUAACCCCAGCGAAGAAACAAGUGUUGAUAUGGUUACUCCUGAAGACAUGACAUCAUUACUCAUGUGUACUUAUCACAUAAGCAUGGAUCACUACUCAGAAGGUCCGCAGAUGUGCCUUUCAUGUAACAAGACUUUAAAAGCAGUUGUUGACAGUUGUUUUCAUUCUAAAAAACAGUUAUCAGUACAAUUUGUUUCUCAUUGGAUUGAGACUAAUAUACCAAGAUUAUUGCUUCCUCUUCAUAGAUAUGCCGUUCAUUCAUUGGCUACAUCCUAUAGAACCCUGGAGCAAUGUGAACCAAAUUUAGCUAGUGGUGAAACUUGUCAAGUUGCACCAUAUGCAGGUUUGGAAUUAGCAACCCCUGUUUUGGAAGAAGCAAAUCCAUUUCCACAGGCUAAACCACAUCCUCAUAUGUUAACAAUGAGCAUGUCCUGGUUGCUAGCAGGUGCAUUACCAGCCUUUUACUCAAGACCACAAAAAGCUCAUUCUCCUAGUAACAGUGGAACCGGUUUGGCAAGCAUGUCAUUCCUGGCGAAACUGGUUUGUGCCAUUCCCUCCCACUGGAGCGUCAUUUACGAUUCUGACGAGAUGGGCUUGGGUUCAAAUCGAUUCCUUCAUCAUGUUAUGAACUACAAGGGCCCUACACUGGUUAUACUCAGAGUACAAGACGGACAAAAGUUCUGCAUCGCUUCGUGCAACGAAUGGCGGGAAUCUCAUCACUACUGGGGCGGAGAUGAGUGUGCUGUGUUUCAACUAUUACCAAAGUUUCAGCUACUACAAAAAGGACCAAAAAUGUUAUAUUUGAAUUUUACUGUUAGAGGAUAUCCUCAUGGACUUAGGGUUGGUAAAGACCCUCGUGCUCCUAUUAUAAGUAUAGAUGGUGGAUUUGAAAAGAUUGAAUGGCAAAAAAUCCCCUAUUACUUAGAAUGUAUUGAAGUAUGGGGUUGCGGAGAUCAGGUGAGUAGAGAACGUCAAUUAGAAGUCAAGAAGUGGGAGGAAAAAGAAGCUGAAAAACAACGUGUAGUAAAAUUGAGCGCUGCCGAUUGGCUGGACCAUCCAGAUCGUUAUUUGCUACAGUUAGCUGGACGACCGGAAUACCAUCAGAACCAAACUUAGAACAAUUUUAAUUCCUUCAUUGUGACAUAAAAUUAGUAGAAAGUAUAUUAUAUUUCUGGGAUUGAAGAAGUUAUAAUAUUUGUGAACAUUGCGCUGAAUACUUACUUAACUUUUGAGAAUUCCUAUAUAUCAUUGUGAUUUACAUUUUCCAAAACAUUUACGAGGAAAAGAUCUGUAAAAUGAAUUUUCAAAUUAUUUUAUCGCUGUCUUUCUAAAUGUAAGAAUGAUUGUUUUGGAGAGAAUUUCGUAAUUUUAAUGGCUUAGUAGUGGUAGUAAUAAUAGUAAUGUACAAAAUUCACUAUUUUAUAACAAUAAAUGAAGGUUUUUUUUUUCGAGUGUAAAGGAAAUGGUUCCAAUAAACAAGUGCUCUUAUUCUUUGGUUGCUAAUAGACAAAAUAAUUUGUUAGAAACCGAUGAUUUAGUUAUAAAACAAAUAAUUUGUCUCAGCUAAAUAUUAAAAAAAAUAUUUACUUAGUAAUUAAAUAAAAUAUCCUAUAUCUUUUUGGGUUUUAAAAAGAUUCCACAACAUUUAUAUGAAGUAAAAGCUAUCGUGGUUCUAUUUGAUUUAAAAUAAAGUAUCAAUAAUAAUAAAAUACCUUAAAUUUAUACAAUAAUAGUAUUAUUCUUCUUAACGAAUAGUGAAAAGAAGAUUCCCUUGUGUCUCACAUGGUUACCAAGGAUUACCAAGAUUAGACACUACAUUAAUGUCUCAAAAAUUACCGUAUAUAUAUUUUGAUGUAUUAGAAAAAUUCUAAGAUUAUUAAAAUAGUCAUUUUCUAAUUGAACAGACACAGCCAUAAAAAUUCUAUAAACUCUACAAGAAAGUUGAAACUACAAAUAAUUUUAUUUUGAGAUAUUCAUUGUUAUUUGUUCAGCAUACAGGGUGUUUCUAAAUUCAUGCGACAAAAUUCAGGAGGUGAUUGCUCAUAUGAAAUUAAGAUGGGUCUUUCCUAUAACAAAAUUUCCUCAGCCCAUCCCUUUCCGAGAUAUCACCCUUAAAAGGUGGUGACUAAAAUUGAGUUUUUAUUUUUUUCUUCUAAAAUUUCAGUAAAGCUAGAAACUUGUAAUUUUGUAAUUUUCGUGCACUCGUAAAGGACUAACCACGGGUAUUUUUUCAAUAUUUCUGUUACAUUAUAGGAGGGUGAAAUUAGCAACCUUUACUUUAUUUCAUAUCAAAACUUUUUUCGAGAUGAAGUUUUAUGAAAUAAAAUUAUAACUUAAAAUCCUUGUUUUAUUUAAAAAAAAAAUUUAUUCUUAAAUUUUUUUCCCAAAACCAAUAGCUGCAGAGAAAAAAAAAAUAAACACCAUAAUUUAUCAUUUUUUUUAACAAAUUGAGUGGAAAACAGUAAAGAUGUAAAAUAUAAUACGAUUCAUAAUGAAUGCUGGAAAUAACCACCUCUAGCCAAAAUAAGCUUUACUGAAAUUUUAGAAAAAUAUAAAACCUCAAUUUUAGUAAAUUUUGUUAUAGAAAAGACCCAUCUUAAUUUCAUAUGAGCCCUCACCUCCUUAAUUUUGUCUCAUGAAUUUAGAAACACCCUAUAUAGUAGCCACGCCUUGGGGCUGAAUUAACUGGUAAUGUGCCAGUACCAAUAAAACUGGAUACAAUAAUCUGGAGUGAGGUAUUUUUCCCACGGAUGUUUGAUUGCUUUAGAAAGGUCCUGUUUUGUCAUUUUUGUUUUGUUAUUCCUAAAUUUUUUCUCAUAUCAUAUCAUAAAAUUAUUUUUAUAGAUAAAUGUUCCUUAUUUAAUCAUUUUGAGAUCUUUUCUGAUACAUCAAAAUAUCAUAAAUAGUACUCAUCAUAAAAUACAUUAAUGAAGACCCAAGUGGAUAAAAGUAUCAUGUCACAUUUUUUAAAAAAUGAUUUUUAUGACCUAAUGUACUUAAAAUGUAUUAUAUUUUUUGUUUGUGAUAGUCCUGAUUUCCAUUUUUCAUCAAUAACGGCUAUUUAUCAGAUAGGAAGGUGCCAUGAGCCAUAUAUCGUAAUGCAAUUGUAAAACUUUAAACUUGUUUUUUUUUAAAUAAUCUUUUUGUGACAUGACACCUUUAUCCACUUGUGUCUUCAUUUAUAUAGAGAUUAAAUUUGCAACAAUACUUUUACGUUAUAAAUCUUGAUAAUCUUUGGUUAUAGAUUGGUUUGAUAUAACGCAUCUUGUAUCUUUGUAUUUUUAUAAAUUUGUAUAGUUUUGUUGUCAAAUGGAAGACUUUAUGCUAUUCAUAAAUAUUAUUUACCUUUUAAGUAUACUGUCCUGAUUUAUAUUAACAAAAAAUUUAGGGGUUUUAAGAGGAACGACAAGCGACAUGAAUGAAUGUAUGAGUUAUUUUGGUUUUUAAUAAAAUUAUUUCAAAAACCUUUGUGGUAAAUAAAAUCGCCUGUAUUUUGUUAUCGUAGUACUUAGACUAGUUACUUUAAAAUGGUAUACCUACUUAACAUUUUUGUGAAAAUGUAAGACUGUUUUAAUGCCAUAUGCGAUUAUUUAAAAUCGUUUUAUGAGGAAGAUUAAUCUAAAAUAUUUCAUUUGUAUUGGAAUUUGUUAAUUAUAAGCCGGUUUUUCGGUCCUUUCGGUUAUUGCAUUGUUACUUAACCAAAAAGCAUGUCCAAUCGAUUGUUAUAUUACAAAUAAAACAUUAUUUAAAUUAUUAAUAUAUUUUAAUAUUUUUUUUUACUUACCUUCUGUACUUAUAAAAAAUCUAAGUCCAUCUUACACUUAUAAUAUAAAUUAAAAUUUAUGUUUAAUAAAAAAUGAGGAAAAUAAAAACAGGAACAAAGUAAAAAAUAUAUAUUUUUAAAUAAUGUUGCACAUCCUAUACCAAAAAAAUAGAGUCGUGUAAAUGUUUUUUACUCGAAUUAGUUAUGGAAAAUUAUACUCAAGUAAUAUUUAUCCCAUUUAAUGUUAAACAAAGCAUUUUUCAAAAAUGGAUUUUCAUUUUUCACCCAAGUAACAUUUUUAGUCCUUUUAGGUUCCAGUUUUAUAUGCUCAAAAAAGUCAAUUACAUAAUAUGUUUUUUGUAGUUGAAGUAUCUAUAUUAUUAGAUAAUGUUCUAACAACAGAAAUAUAGCACAAUUUUUUGUACCAUUUAACAUCACUAUAGGGUAAAUAAGUAAUAUGAUCUUUAGUUACGCCGAAUACAUCUAAGUGUUAAUUAAAUGUAAUAGGCAAACAUUGUAAUAUAAAUAAGACACUGAGUUUCAAUAGUUUAGAUUACAUACACAACAGUGGUAGCGAAUUUUUAAUAGGACUUAAAAGUUUAAAAAUGGUUCUUGGGAUUAAAAUGAUUUUUGAAAGAUAUAACUAUGAAGACGAAAGUAUACAGGGUAUCCCAUUAAUGCUCGAUAUUUCAACUUGUGUUAUAGACACACAAACAAGUUUCAAAUAAAAGUUUUAUGGACUUGAAAAAAGCUCGUUUUAAAAAUACUUUUGAAUAUACAGGAUGUUAUGCUUUUGCCUGGUAAAUAAAAAUGUAUUUUUUUUUUAAAUGGAACACCUUUUAUUUUAUUUCAGUUUUUGAAUGAUUUGGUAACAUUGUAUUCAAUCCUAGAAUAUUUCAAAAAUAUUACAGGUUUGCCAAGCAAUUAAUUUUUUUGUGAAAUUAAGAAUGAUGCAGAUCUCAAAUAAAAUUAUCAUAAUUUAGGCAAGUUAGCAAUAAUUUCAAAAUAGUUUAAAAUAAAGACUUAUAAGAUAUACCAAGCUAAAGAAUAUUAGUAGAACUGGUUCAGUUUAUACAGCGUUUUAAAACACGUCUUAAAUAUGGCUUAAUUUUCUAAAGUUUUUUAAAUACAACACCCUGUAUAUUGUGUUAACAUAAAAUUCUUUAUAAAUUUACCUAUUUAACGAUACAAACAUGUUAGCCUAUUUACAGGGUGUCGCAUAAGUGCGUAAUUGAUCGAUAGCCGUUUUAUUAUUGGAAAUACGAAAAACAAAUAAUAUAAAAGUUAUAUAAACAGGGUAGGGUGUUCCAUAAACAAGGGGCUGAACAAACUUAUACUUUUUAAAACAAAACACUCUGUAGGUAGUUACACAUAUUUGAUUGUUUUCAUAUCAACAAACAAUUUUAAUAUGUUGUAUAUAGGGUGUGUCAAAACGCGAGGUUAGGAUUUUUUAAAAGCAGUACCACCAAUUAAUUAAUUUUUUUUUUUUUCAUUUCUUAUAUCAAACCAAGACAUUUCUCUGUAACAGUCCUUGAGUUUUACGUGUAAUUAUCUAGAUGUUUUAAACUCUGUAACCAGUGGCGCAUGCAGAUUUUAAGUCUGGGAGCUAGUAGUAAUAUUUAUGACUAUUUCCAAUAAUAAUAAUAAUACAUUUUUAGUACCUAUAAAAAGUUAAGUUUAAAAAUUCUUGGAUAAAAUCUCAUUAGAUAUUUUAGGUUUCUUCGGAAAUUGAGAAUCUUUAUUGGGUGACUCUUCAAAAGGUUCCCAUUCUUCUAAAAAUUCAUCUUAUUUAUUUUUUCUUUGCCACAUAUCUCCCCAGACUCUUCUUCUUUAUCUUUUUUAACUUCUUUUUCGUCAUAGCUAGUUUCAUAGUAGCAGCUAUUGAAUCAUUUUGGAGAUAAAGAUAAACUCUUUCUGUUGUCUUAUUUUCUGAAAAAUGUUCAAAAAUCUGUAGAUAUAGGUCCUUACUUCUGUAGAUAUAAGUACUUACUUUAAUAAUAUAGAAUUCUCCAUGUAUUUGUAGAGUAGCCGUACAUUGUUACUUCGGAGAGCACUAUGCCCACAGAAAAACUGCGAGAAGCUUACCUACUAGUUAUAAACUUUUUUAUUAUUAAUAAUGCUCUAGUAGAUACAUAAAAUACAUCGUAAUUUUGGGUUAAUAAACAUAUUAUAAUAAGUCUGUAUUUUGAAAUUUUUGCUAACCUACCUAAAUUAUGAUUUUAUUUGGGAUCUGCAUAAUUCUUAAAUUUCACAAAAAUCUAAUGCAUGGCAACCCUGUAAUAUUUAAACAAAAAUAGGGUUCAAUACAGUAUUACCAGACCACUCUAAAACUGAAAUAAAAUUUGUCUGGCAAAAGCGUAACACACUGUAUAUCCUUUUUCAAAUCCAUAUAACCAUUGAAACAUGUUUGUGUGUCUAUAACACAAAUUGAUAUAUCCAGCAAUUACGCAAUAAUGGGACACCCUGUAUAAUAGUAAUAUUUCUUGUUGUUAAAAAUUAUAUAAUAGUAUUUCUUGUUACAUAAUAGGUAUAUUUAACUGCUACUGUGCCUUUAAUAUUUGUGUGCUCAAACGUGUAAUGUGUUGAUUCUAAUAAGCAGUAUUAAAUUGUUUUAAUGGUAGAUAUCGAAGUGUGUUUUAAAAAUUGUAUUUACAUUCCUAUAUAAAUAAUUAUACUGCUUAAAUUUUACAAUCUGAUGUCACAAUAGUUGAUUAGUUGAAACAUAAACAUUAAUUGUGGUAAUAUUGAAUUAUAACUAACAAUAUUUAAUUCAUAACCUUUUAAGCUGAGUAGUUUUGCUUUUCACUUUUAAGAAUAAAAUAGGUGCCAGCCAUUCAUCUAUUAUCUAUUCAAUUCACUGUCUUAAUGCAGUUGAAAAUUAGUUUUAUCAGUAAAUUAAAUAUUCAAUGAAAAUAUACCGUAAAACGGGGUUACUUUGGCAGGUUUUGACCUAUUUUGGAACUCUUAAGUCAGAAACCGAUUGGAAAAUCAAACUUCUGAAAAUUGCAUCGUGAAUUGUGCCCAAGUGACAAUAGAUCACCCAAAUAUGGUGCGUUUUCAUGAGCCGCAUGUUGGAAAAAAGUUUGUGGGGUGCCAAAGCAGGCAGAUUUUUGGGGCUACUUUGGAAAAUCUUUUUUGCGCCAAUGUAGAGGCUGUAGAAAGCCUUCUCUAACACCAAAUAUGCUAAAGGACGGAGGCACAAAAAGGCAGCUUUGAGUUUGGUCCAAAUAUCUUUCAUAGUUCCGAAGUUAUUGAAGUUAGAAUGCAUUUCUUUUUAAGAAUUCAUUUAUUUAUCCAACCAUUAUAAAAGUAUAACUAAAAAAUUAUUUCUGAUCAAAAAUGAACAUAAAUUCUUAAGAAGUUUAAUAAGAAACAUAAAACUAAAUAUUACAAAGAAAAAUCCGUAUCAGUCAUCACUGUCAAAAUCUUCGUUUGUACAGAAGGCACAUUCAUAAAAUUUGUCCGUGCUCGCCUCAUUGCAAAAGCCACAAUUCCAUUGUUUGCAUUUCUUGCAACAAAUCCAAUCAAUUCCUGUAUAUUUCUCUUACUUUCUGAAGCAAGUUACGCAGACGGCGUCUGUACUUUUAACGGCCUUUCUUUUCUUUUUUUUUUUGUAGAAACUGCAACUAAAUUUGUAAGUGGUUUGUCGUCACUAUCAUCGUCACUAAUGUUUGAAAUAUUUUUCUGGGUCCCUGAUUGAGGAGCAACUAUCUUAAGUUGUUUACCGGGCUCUAUUUUCUUUCCACGCAAUCGAGCGACUUUUUCCUUAUUUGAACCGCUCAGAUCUUGAAGCAGAUCAAUUAAGCUAUCAUUUAGGCUAGCAGCUUGGGCAUUUUCGUCAUCGUCUUGUAUUUGCAUGUCUGGAAUUUUUUUCAGAACUUCUUGAGGAUUGAAAGGACAGAGCCAUGUGGCCUUAAAUCCAGAUUUUAAAUUAUUGGGACACAUUUUCAGUGACUGUAACCCACAAUCGAUUUAGAAGGACAGGAAAAUAUUCUUUUGGAAUGGAGGAAGUUGAUUUGGUUUCACUGCGCCAUUUGUCUAGAAUCUGACGCCACGUUUUUUUUUUAAACGGGGCAAACACUGACAAUGUAGAUAUUGUUCUCCUCACAAGCUUCAAUGACAGUGGGUGAAAAAUAAGAGGCUAAAUUGUCCCUAACAACAAUUUUUUUUUGUUCAGGAUUUUCAAUUUCUUUAAUUUUGAGCAAUAAAAUUUGGAAAGACCACUUUUAAAAUUGGUCCAUAUCGAACCAGCCGCUAGGUGUGUUACUAUAGACUGUCCCAGGAGGACCACCUUCUGUCCAACCUUCAUAUAGAUUGCCUGCCUUGUAGAACAGAAGUAAAAGUUGGAAAUGCUUUUGCCAGUUCUUCCACUUUAUACACAUAAAUUGACAGGUUGGCACCGGAUCUCACCGAAGUGGACGCGAUACAUUGGCGUACAAAAUUAUUUUAUAGAUUUUAAUAACAAUUUCGAGUAAAUAGUUUAAUAAAUUGUGAAUAGCUGUUGAAAUUUUGUAAAAUUAUAAUUUGAAUAUUAUAAUACAUGUUUAAUAAUUAUUUAUAAUCCAUAAAUACAUGCGAUUGUCCGGUUCCGCCGAUAACAAUUUAAAAUUACUUAUUCUAUGAAACGACACUGGCAGGUAAACAUUACUGUGAAAUUCUCGGAGCCGCCCGACGUGGUUUGACGUUUACCCCCUCUCUACCUACCAAAAGACUUUUCAACUUUUACUUUCUCUUUACACCACCAUAGGGGGUAAUAAAUCUUCCACAGCGUUUUCACACACUAUUAUACUGAUCAAGGUCUUGGAAUGCUGUUGAACUCUCCCCUUGGAACAAGGAUCUUUUUGGCUCCAGGGUCAUCUUGAACAUUAGUUUCAUCAUAAUUAAAAACCAAAGAGGGGUCAAUAUCUUGCAAAAUUAUCUCUAAUGAUAUCAAAAAAUUCGCCAAUUUGAUUCGGCCCUACCGGCGUACGUGUUCGCUUUAUGUUUGCAGCCAAACGGACACUCAUAUUAUUCCGGAUUAUGAAGUUUUCAAGAUAAUAUUGACCAGGAACAUUGUCUUUAAACUUCUUAACGUCACGCCCUUUCCUUUCUAAGUAUUUGUGGAUUAAUUCGCGAAUAUCGGCUUUGUUAAAAGAAAAUCUCCAAUUACUCACUGUCACUAAUGUCUUUGUCACUAAAUGCUCUUCUGCAGAUGUAAAUACCGUCGGAUGACCUGGAGGGCGCGUAUGCUCCUCCUUCAACUCAUUUUGAAGGGUCCCCCGAGAAAUUUUGAACCGUUUACUGUCAAAGAAUGCCGAAGUGCCAAAGUAUCCCCUUUUUACGGUUCAAAGUGAAUUUGAAGUUAAUUGACAUCUUGUUGCAUUUCGAAAAUUACUGGAUCAAGUUACGUUUUUCGCAUGUGCCAAAAACAUCGAUGAUAAUAUACGCAAAAAAUUAAAGUAUUUUUAGCCAAACUAACGAUGUUUAAAAUUGGCGUCACUUAAAAGUCUCUUUGGAUUAGAUACUUUCGCAUUUCUUUAAGUCAUUUUGUAUUAAAACUAUUUUCUCUUUCCAUCACAAAUGAUUAGGACUAUAUAUUUUAUAAAUAACACAGGUGAGUCGUCCUUGAACGAAACUCGAAGUUCAGUUAUAUCAUGGGAAUGAACAGUACUAAAUCCAGAGCCAAAACCCGAUAAGUAAGAAAAUUUAAUUGAUAUUGACGUUCAAAGAUUUUUUGUUUUAUUUCCCCUUUUAAUUAUAAUAAGGUUACUUUUUUUCGUCAAUUUAGUGUUUUUUAUAAAUUGACGCUUGCUUCAGAUAUACUGAUAUUAAGACAAUAGGUAUAAAAUGAGGUAUUUGUGAAGUAGGUGUACAUUGUGAGGGCACUAUGCUAACUUAAAUAAGGGGUACUUCCGUAUAACUUAAAUAAUCUUCUGUCAUCAUAUAGGUACUUAUUGGGUUUUCACUUUAGUCAUUAUUAAAGAAUUCUGAAGAGUUGCCAAAGUCUUGAUCAAAUACGGUAUCCUUAUUUUGACAGCUAAGCAAGCGCAUUAAUAUUUUAGUAAGAAAUGUUGCUAAACAAGAAUACGGUAUUUCCUUAUUUUUGGAAAAUACGGAAAUCUUAUAAUUGAAACACGGUAACUUACUUGUAUAUAAAUGGGGCUAUUCAGACUAUUCCGGAAAUGUCAUUCGGAUCAUAGGAAGAUGGAAUGUGUUUCUUGCAUCAAAUAUAAUUAUUCUGAUUUUCAAGCGGGUAAUGAAAUUUUAAAUUAUGAAUUUGAAUAAUAAAUUUAGUCUAAAAUUUAUAACGAAAAAUACUUUAGUACUGGUGACAAAAGUGUUGACUCAGAAUCCGUUUAAAGAUCCUAAUCGAUGGGAAAUCAAAAGUAAUAUAAACAUGAAGAAGGAAAAUAUUUUUCUCUUGUGAGAAACCAUCUAAAUAUUUUAUUAUUGCAAGAAGAACAAUGAUUUUAAUAAGAUAUUCGUUUCAUAAAAUACUCUUUAAUUCAAAUGUACUUCUUUAAACUGCUUAAAACAAACGUCUAAUGAAUUCAGCUCAGCCAUCAGCGUUACCGUAUACCAUUUUUGUUUGGACCUUAGUCUAAAUACGGUAAGGAAUAGGGUUGCCGUAUUCUUAAAGUAACGAGUGGCGUUAACUUUCUAUUGUCUUAUUUAUCUUUACUGUAACUGCCCUUCCCCCGGUCGCUUCUUUAAUUUUAAAAAGUAUGUGUUUAAUUACCUCCCUUCUCUUUCUGAAAUUCAAAGUAAUUAUUACAGUAAUAUGCCUUCUUCCUCCUCUAGUUAUCUUCUUGUUUAUUAAGAUUAUUUUAUUACCCACGUCAUAUUUAAAAAGUAAUCCAGGAUUCGAUGCAAAGUUUGGUGCAAAUUUGUGAAUGAAAUAAUGUAUUAAAAAUAUAUUAAACUUGAUUUAUUUUAUGCUGAAAUAAAUAGCCUAUACAAUUGGAAAAUAAGAAAUUAUAUUCCUCACCAAAACCUCACAUGUAUCCCGUUCAAAUAAACAUGCCACUUGCCAUUAAAUAUAUACAUUUGAAGAAUUCUUGAGGAUAUAUAGCAGACAUCCUCAGAAUUGCAGUGUCUUAAAUAAUUAUUUAUUUCGUCGUUUCUUUUUUAUGUAUAAUAAUGUUUAUUUUUAUUAAUGCAUAAGAACUUCUUAAGUAACCCAUAAAAAGGUGAGCUUGCUAAGAUAUAAUCGUUGCAAUAACAUAUGCAUAUCCCUUAUGUUUCAGCCCCACCUAAGGGGUUUAUGUAGUGUAGUCCUACUAGAAUAGUGCCAGAUCAGUACCAGCGAAUUACCCCUUGUGUUCAGAACUAUUUACGGUGCAACGAUUGAGAGAUAAUUAACUAAGACACUCCAACCCUGCAGUAAAAUCAAGCUUACAUGUGUAAAACGUGAACCUAGACACCUGAAUUCUCAUUCACUCCAGUCAGCCGAGCUGUUUAUUUAUUAGUGAUGGUGUAUUGACAUUUCGGUAGCCCAUAUUGAUGAAAUCCUUAUGUUGGUAUACUUAAAAUGCAAUGUGGCCCGUAGCGAGUCCAUCCGGACGUCCCAAAUGAGGUGCUAGUGAAUAAUCAAUUCCAUAAUAAUACAAUAACUAAGUAUUAUUGAAUAAUAAUAAUAAUAAUAAGUAACACAAUAAUAAUUAUUAUUGAAUAAUACAUUUCCAUGAUACAUUUUCAUUUAAGAGCAAAUCGAAUACCUCGAAUUAUAAUUUAUCAUGAAAUUUUCAGGCAAUACCAAUAGGUUUGUUCGUAGAGCGAUCCACAACCGUUUCCAACUGAACAGCGCAUGUGCAUUGAAUAUUUUGCUUUCGUAGAAGAAUCACUAAUAGUUUCCAAUUAUUAGUUUGGCGUUCGUAGAAGCAAAUGAAGUGAUUUCCAUCUGAUUGGAAAGGGUUGGAAAAAUCCCUGACUAUUUUCCGAAUUUUAAAUCCGGGGCAUGCACACAUGAAAUAUGUUUAAUAAUCUACAAUUUAACAUUUGUUUGGCGUGAAAUUUGUGUUUAUCAUUCGUCAGUGCUUUUGUUGAUUUAAUUAGUUGUUUUUUUAGAAGUGUAAUUAAUACACAUACAUAAUAUUUAAUAAAGUAUGCAAUUACAUCAGACCACAAAGACCUACCAUCCAUUAUCCUGAUAAAAUAUCAGCCUUUAACUUCAAAACAUGAAGUAAGGAUUCAAAACAAGUAAAAUAUAUUGAUAAAAUGUGGUGCAAUUCAUAAACAAAACUCAUACGUGGUCAUUCUGUGACUAUUACAACGUUAAAAUUCAAAUAUUUUCUUCUUUUUUUUUGUCCGUUUACUAAAUCUGUAUCUAACAUACGAGAAUAGAUAGAGACGAAUCCAUAACUCUACAAAAUGUGUUCGCAGAGCAUAAAAAUGACAAUAAAUCCCAAACUAUUGGAAAUCACGCAUGUGCAUCAUAAAAGAAUCACCAACCGAUGGAAGCUGUCUCUACGAACAAACCUAAUAAUAAAAUUAAGGGUUGAGAAACAUUGAAUUUUUUGUAAACUUUCAAAAAGUAUUUUGACAAUUUUUAAAAGGAAUUAAAAAAAAAUACAUUUACGUGCCAUACUGUAUCAAAUCAAUGAAAAUUUGCUGCUUUUUGUUUUAAUUAAUAUCUAGUAGUUUUUAAAAGGGAUGAUUUCCCACCUUUUUUUCUUGAAGUCUCUACCUUAUCGUUGCACAAAUUUAAAGCUUUCAAUAUUGUCAAGACACAUAAUAUCACGAAAUAUUGCCAGUGGCGCGCCUAUAAAUACAAUUUUAUAUUAUAAAAUCCUUAAAAUAAUUUUGCUUUUGCUAGAGGUCCGGUUUGCUUUUAAGUUAUUAACUCACCAUCGAAUAUGCCGACCGUUGGACAUCUGUUUCUAUUUUGGACAUUUUAUAUUGUAUUUCAAACGGAAGCAUUGGGACGUAGAAGCAUCGGCACGUAGAGCGGCGGGACGUAGGAACGUUGGGUAGGAGAAGCGUCAGGGCGUAGCAGUGUUAAGACGUAGAAGCGAAGUUUGGGUAUUGGCAACACUGAUGCUAAUACUAAUCAUAAAUCGAGUAUAAAUAUACCCAUUACAUUGUGAAGGUUCAAAUCCUUAAUCAUAAUACUAAUGCAAAUACUAAUAAUAAGGGAGUAUAAAUAGACCCUUAAUGAAUAUUACUUUGUUAAGGAUUCUGUUGUAUGACGAUUUUGAGUUGGUUUCCCAUGGAAUAAUUUUUAUCUUAUCUCAUUAUUGGGCAUGUACAUGAAGGUUAUAUCUUCUGGGAACAGGGUUAUUGGUAUUAUUUAUUAUGUAGGUAUCGUAGAUAAGAUUUAAUUAUCUGGGAGAUUUUUCGUUAAAUGAAGGAAUUUAAAUUUAAUAAGAAUGCAACUUUUCUUUAAUAAAUUAUGAAGGUACCUGGGUGAGGUAGGUCACAUUACUCAUGUAUCGGUUUUUCGGAAAAUCAGUUAACAAUACUUGGAUAAUGAAUUUCGCAGCGAGUACUUUAGCAGAAAGAGCACUAAAAACUGUGUUCGAUGGUAUAUAAUAGUCAUUUUUUCCCUUUUUGUUUGACUUUUCGGGCUUUGUCACUACACCUUCGAAAUACGGAUUUGUUCCAUCACUGAAAUCCUUGAUAUAUAGAGGAAUUAUAACUGAAAUUUGAUUUUCGUUCAAGGAAGAUUCACUUGAGUUCUGUUUAGAAAUAUAUAGACCUUGAUUAUAAAAAAAAUAUUUUUUUUGGUUUGCUGCCAAAUUGUUAUCUAUUCAUAUUGUAUGAAGGCUUUUCAGAACAGUCUAUCUAAAAAAAUAUCUUUUACCAACAUACGAUCUCUUACCAAAGACAACUAAUCAGCACCUAUUAAAACACAUACAGCCAGUUACAAUAACGUUCAUUAACAUUUAUGGCGCCAGUAAACUUUGACUGAGCUCAAUAAUACAUCUUUGACCGACGUAAACUUCAAAUUAUACACAGUCUAAUUAAGUUAUACAGUCUUCAACAAUACCGGCAUCCCACGUGACUAAAAUUGGUGUUGUCAGUUGGCUAAAAGUGACAUUAUAUAGUAAAUUCAGUAGUAACCCUAAAAUGUCACUGAGGUCAGUGACAUCUUAAGUCACUUAGGAACGAUUUCACCGUUGUGUUAAACGAAGUUUAAAAUGACAUUUUUACAUUAACAAUGUCUUUUUAAUCUCCGUUUAACACGACGAUGAAAUCGGCCCUAAGAACUGUCCAUUUUCAUUAAAUUUAUAAUUUUAUCAGAUCACGCGGAAUAAUGGCAAAAAUUACUAAUUACUAAGAAUGUAUCAAUAUUACAAAGUCAGGUUAACAAAUCUUAUUGUCAAGCUUCGGCUAUUUUUGUCCAUUCUGGCAGGACGUUGGAUUGCUUAAUUGUUGAAGAGAUAUUGCAAAUUUCUAUAACGCCAGCCACUAAUAGUGCCAACGUAAUUAAAGGCAAAUAAAUUUCAUGCUAAAUCAAACUUAUUGAAUACCUGAAUUUUUGACAUUAGAAUCCUUAUACUUAUUUCUAACCUAACUUUAAAUUAUAGUUUAUCUUUGUUGUUGUCUAUAAUAAUAUAUAAAUAUGGAAGAGGCAUUAUAAAUGGCAAUUUAAGGCGAUUUUGAUGGCAAACUCUAGAAAGUCGCCUCUAGGACAAGCACUAUUUAUUUUAUUUUUUUUAUUUUCUAAAGCUUAAUCGACCUGCGCAUGCUCGGAUGUCAAAAUAAGAGCGGCCCUAAUAGUGACUGACCUUAAGUGAACUUGCAAUAUCUCUCUAUUAUAAAUAUCGAAAAGUCAUUGUAAUGAAUGUCUAAUAGACUUGUGCGAUAUUCCAUGAACUGGUAUUUAAAUAUUUUAAUCUUGAUAAACUGAUAUUUUUUACAUGAUUUUCUAUCGGUUUCAUAAAUGUUUUCCAGGAAAAUAUUAAUUAAUUUUUAAAUUGUUAUUAAUUUGGGGAAACGCAAACUCAUUUAUUUAAAUUUUACUAAUUAUUAUAGUAAUAAUUCAAAGGGUUAUUGAAAAAUCACGCCAUCAUCAAGACUCUACAUUUUCUAUCUUUAAGGUUUUACACGUAGGUAACUAUUUAAAAAAGCUUGUGAAUGCGAAUAUUUAUGAAUUGGAUCAUCCUAUAGACCUGUAUUUUGCUUUGAUCAAAAAUAAUUGGCAUGUUUGAUAUAGAUAUUAUUAACGAUUUUGUAUAUAUACAUGUGUAUGCUAGUUCUGUAUAAUUUGUGAUAAAUGCUGUAUUUUUGAGAAUUCUAAUCAUAGUAUUUUAAAAUAAUCGUACAUUAAUAUUGGCAUAGAAAUGUUUUUGCCUUUCGAAUGCGAUGAAUUCGAAGUCUUGAUAUUUAUGAAUUAUAAGUAAUAGUGUUUAAAUAUGAAUUUGAACGUAUAAUUGCGGUCCUUUCUAGAAAUAUACUAAUCUAACGCUAUGUAAUUAUAAUAGAAAAACCAAAAAUUAUUUUUGUAACGUUGCGAAAUAAAUCAUC
Molecule: messenger RNA, 15732 nt
Organism: Psylliodes chrysocephalus
Lineage: Eukaryota; Metazoa; Arthropoda; Insecta; Coleoptera; Chrysomelidae
Source: the annotation of a GenBank genome assembly